AUGGUUAAAGUCGAGUUGGUUGAAGAAGACGUUAACGUGCCCGUGCAGGAGCCCCAGGUGUUUGACGACAACGCCUCGAAUGUGAGUGAUGACGUCUAUGACGACGAGGACGAGUUCGAUAUCAACGAGACCCUGGCCGAGCGAGUGGCUGCCCUCAAGGACGUUAUUCCGCCCCAGCUCCGGGCCAAGCUCUUGUCCACUUUUACCAGCCUUUCUGAUCUCGUGCAGAGCUCUGUCAACUUUGGCGGCAAGUCUCUCUGGGUUAUCACUUCUUCCACCCUUCUACUAGGUGUGCCUCUUUCUCUGUGUAUCUUGUCUGAGCAGCAGCUCAUGGAAAUGGAGAAGGGCAUGCAGCUUGGCGACCCCAACUCGGUUCUCGCUCCAGAGGCGGAGGCUGGCGUUGUCUAA
Messenger RNA from Wickerhamiella sorbophila, 408 nucleotides. RefSeq names its product Mitochondrial import receptor subunit tom22. Gene Ontology annotation, cellular component: mitochondrial outer membrane. Bases 1 to 408 code for a protein of 135 amino acids. The record is from RefSeq and is a predicted model, not a curated record. Gene Ontology annotation, biological process: intracellular protein transport. The transcript has a single exon. Lineage: Eukaryota; Fungi; Ascomycota; Dipodascomycetes; Dipodascales; Trichomonascaceae.